AUACCUACUUGGCAGUUUUGGUUGCUUUGUUGUGGAGUCUGUCCUGGCCUACUACUGUCGAUAAUCGACUCAUCCAUCCUCGCGACAAGUUUAUACACCAUUGGGGUUGAGUUUAAAGAUCACAGUCUGAUCAACUGGGUCGUGCUGGCCUAUUCUCUAGGAUAUACUGGCUUCACAGUAUCAUGCAGCACUCUUUCAGACAUUAUAGGGCGGCGCAACGCUUUCGCAGCUUCUUACCUACUUUUUGUGUCCUUCUCCAUUGCGUGUGGGUUUUCUCAGCACGUCAAGCGUCUGAUAGUAUGCCGGGCACUCCAGGGGAUUGGUGGUUCUGGUCUAUAUGCUUUAUCGAUGAUUAUAUUGACCCAGCAGUGUCCGCCACAGCUUCGUCAAUAUAUCGGUAGCAUUAUUGGAGUUGUGGUUGCAAGUGCAGGCAUUCUUGGGCCUGUUUUGGGAGGUAUUUUCGCUGAAUACACAGGCUGGCGCUGGAUUUUUUGGAUCAAGUGCGCAACUCCGAUGACAAGCACUUUGACGACUUUCCUUCUGGGCUACCCACAUCUACUCCUGAUAUUCUCGUUUCCAAUCAGGAUGCAAAUCGUGAGCGGUAAGAGCCCGCUACUAGCUGGGCUGACUCUGCUCCCCAUGCUAGGAACAGUCGCUAUCGGGAGCAUGGUGAGCGGAAAGGUCAACGCAGUCAAAGACCACCUUUCAGGGACCUUGCGUUGCGGCUCCUGGCUGAUGGGCCUUGGAUUCGUGCUCCUUACAACGAUUAGAGGCUCAGAGGAUGACGCAAAAGCAUUUGGAUUUCUGGCCUUUGUGGGGUUUGGUUUUGGUCUUUUCACGGCGGCAGCAACCAACGUGAUAAGUGUUGAUGUUCUGACACGGCAAAAGGCGUCUGCUCAUGGCAUCAUGGCGCAAGCGAGAAUAUUAGGGGGGAGCCUCGGUGUAUCAGUUUCUACGUUGUUCUUACACACUGAAGUAAUCAAUCGACUUCCGGAAAUUAUACCCCCUGAAGAGCUGGAUUUCAUGGAGGGCGACAUGAAAAACCUGACGGGCCCUAGCUUAGAAGCUGUCCAAAAAGCAUAUGUAUCUGCGUUUCAUAAGAGCAUCACGACGGCGGCGGUAGCGGCUUGUUUGGCGGUG
This is a messenger RNA of Trichoderma virens Gv29-8, 1140 nucleotides long. RefSeq lists its product as uncharacterized. The annotation marks the transcript as partial. Gene Ontology annotation, biological process: transmembrane transport. Gene Ontology annotation, molecular function: transmembrane transporter activity. The transcript has 5 exons. The record is from RefSeq and is a predicted model, not a curated record. NCBI's taxonomy places the organism in Eukaryota, Fungi, Ascomycota, Sordariomycetes, Hypocreales, Hypocreaceae.